Molecule: messenger RNA, 2152 nt
Organism: Mytilus trossulus (common blue mussel)
Lineage: Eukaryota; Metazoa; Mollusca; Bivalvia; Mytilida; Mytilidae
Exons: 10
Coding region: 373-1959 (528 amino acids)
Biological process (GO): signal transduction
Source: RefSeq, a predicted model, not a curated record
CGUAUGAUGAGCCAGUGGUAUGAGAUACGGAAAAUCAAUGACAUUUGACAUUAGUCGUAAACCUUCUGGUAUACAUUACUAAAUUAACAACAUAUAUCUGUAAACCAAUACCAAAAGUGCUUUGUAGAACUCCCAGGAAACUUAUACAUCAUAUUGCAAAAAAGACUAAUUUCAUGUUUUCAUAUUUUGCUUCCAGUUCUGUGAUUUUAAUAACAUUUUGGCAUAUAUCUUCGUCAAUAAUUAAUGCCCAAGAUUCGGAAUGAUGGAUAGUUGCAGAGUUGUGAUUUGUCAAUACUACAAUACCAUAGACGGAAUUUUAAAGAAAUGUAAUAGAAUCAAUAGACACAUCUGGAUACACAAAAUCAACUAAUUAUGGCAGAAGAUCAAGUCUCCUUAAUGAGAGAUAGCCAGUAUGAUAUAGAACUAAGGCGAAAAGGUUCAAUUGACGAAUCCCUCACGGAACAUUCUUACAGAUUUGGCACAAAGUUUUACGACACAAUUACAUAUAGUGAGAGUUUGGACUUUGACAUUUCCUUGUCGGCUCCGGAUCUGCACGAACUUUACCGAUAUCAUGUAUUUUUUUCCCACUGCAAUGAAGAUAAGUUAUGGGUGUGCAGUAUUAUGAACAAACUUGAGUCAGAACCAUAUAAUUACAAGUGCUCUUAUGGAGACUUUCAAAAUGCAAAUAAACUAAGCUUUUUUCAAAGUGCUUUAUGUUCUGCGAUGCUCAGUGAACGAGUAGUUAUUGUGUUAACACCAAAUUAUGUUAAAACCGCUUGGAAAGAAUUCAGAGAAAUAUUACAAAACUUGACAGAAAAAAGUCUUUAUCGACAAAGAAUGUUGGUAGUUUUAUUAAAGGAUUGUAUGAUUCCAGAACCAUUGCAACAACUGGGUUUUUUAGAUGCCAGAGAGAGUGAUUUCUUUCCUUGUUUUGUCAGAUACGUAGGCAGUGAUCGUCUGCCCCGUAGCAGUGAUUCGUUUGCCAGUGAAAUGACAUGCAUCCUGUAUUCGCCUUCAAAUUAUGUGAAUGGUCAAAUACUGACAACUGUAGGACUACAUAUUCGUGGUCACUGGAAAGGAACAAUUAUAUGUCAUGAAGAGGACAAUAUACCGACUCCAUUGUGUUGUCAUGGAGUAAAUGUAAGAUAUGGUGAAUACAUGGAAGUGAUACAAACAUUAUGUCAAGUAAUAGACAGAGAUCUGAUAUUUGAAUUCAUGUUUUCAUUGAGACCAAUCAUAAUCCUUGUGUGUGCAGGUGUCAUUUGGUUGGUAGUGUUUUUAUUCGUUAUGGUGUAUAUUCGGGACGAACCACGACAGAGUGCCUUAGGAAUCAGAUUGAUAGUUUUUACCAUUCCAUUAUUGUUUGUUUUGUACGGUUAUGGUCUCAGAUGGAAACGCCAACUAUUGCAUAAAAAGACAUGUCGUAGAAUGAUGAGAUGCUGUAUAGAUCUAAAUGGAAAGUUUUAUCGAGCUGAAAAACCAGUUUUACUGACCAUUGUAGUUUGUAAAGAUGGAUCUUUUAAUAUACAGUUUGUUUAUUAUUGUAUUGAUGAUUGUACGAUUGAUCUUGAAUUGCUCUUAAACACAUACAACGAAGAAGACGGUGAGAAAUUUAACUCACUGAUUGAAUUAUAUACAAAAUGUCGAGACUUUUUAUCUGAAAAAACACUUGGAGAACAAUUACUGGUAAUGAUUUCUGCUGCAUUUUUACACUGUAUGAUAUUGAAACAGUUACCAAGUUCUACACAAGAACGACAUACAAAUCAAAACAUGUGCCUUUGCCAGUUUGUUGAGAUGGUGAUGGCCGAGUAUUUCCAGUGUCUUUCAAAACUAACAAUAGUUCCAGAUCUAGAAGACGUUUUACGAAAGCGACAUUUUCUCAGUACAGAGAAGACAAAACUCAAAGAUCGACAACAAUCACUUGUAAUCAAUGAAGAAUUCAGCUUUGUUUCUACUUGACACAUCAAAAAUCCCUUGCAGCCAAUGAAAAAUUCAGCUUUUUGUACUUGACACCUCAACAAUCACUUGCAGUCAAUGAAGAACCCAGCGUUGUUUCUACUUGACACAUCAACAAUCAUUUGCAUUUAAUGAAUGAAAAAUACAGCUUUGUUUCCACUUGACACAUGUAUACACAUUUAUAUUUUUACUUAAA